CGUCCUACAACCACCAAAUCUAACCUCAUCUCAAGAACUUCAUCAAACCAUCAACAUCAACGCCAUAAAUUAAUCAAUAUUUUGCGCAAAUCUAAUACAAAGAUGCGCACAAUAUCGAAUCCAAUUUAAAUCACGAAAAGGCGACAACUCUAAGACGGUUUGUCGCGACGUAGAGAUUUGACGUUAUGGGCGGCGGAGAGAGGGGACUUUUGUCUCGCUCUGGGGUAUCCGGACACAACUCUUCCAUCACAAAUGGCACAUCAUGGUCACCUUCCUCAUCGAAUGUAAUUCAUUCCCAAAAGACUUACCAAAAUAAAAACAACACUCCUCCGCGAUCGCAUACUCCAAGUAUAUUCGAUGCCACAAUGGCUGACUCGGCCAACGUACAGGAGGAGGAAAGUCAAAGGACAAGAUUUAAAGAAUUAUAUCGCCGCAGCGAGGCAAGGUUGGCGGGAUUGUUUGGCGGUGGAGAUUCUCCUGCAGAUGCCAAUGAAGAUCAUGAUGUCUCGACACAAAAUACACAAUUGGUCGAGGAUGCAACCGCCAUUGAACCGGCCAAGCAAGCACAACCACCAAAGAAAGCGGCGCGCGCUAUAGACGAAGACAAUUAUGAUGAUGAUGAUGAGGAUGACGAGGAUGAACAGCAAGAUUCCCCCUCAAAGGCCAGGAGCGCGAAUGCGUUGUUGUCGCCUUCGAAGUCGGGGAGUUCCCCCAUCCAAUCUGACUUAUCCCCCUCAAAGCACGCGGAACAAAAUAAAGAUGAUGCGGCGAGCGACCAGCCUAAAACUUCUGAAGAUGCGCGCAAGAAAUUGGAAGAGGAGAAGAAGGCCGUCGAGGAUGCUGCCAAGCGCAGCUUCAAUACCAUAUUCUAUACAUUGGAGAAUGAUCGGAUUGCCAUGCUGGAACAGCAGCGGCUGGAGGAAUCCGAAAGGCAGACCGACGCGGAAAUGGACAAUAAUGGCAAUGCUGGACCUGCCAAUAAUCGACAAGCCGAACAACAUAGCUCCCUGGCCAGUGCCGAGAUGGGCGCAUCGAGUUUGACGUUGAAGAAUCUCUUUGCUCGCAUCGACGCCAAGCGUGACAGGGUCCAAGCUACGGAUCUAGAGUUGAGAGCCUUGAUCAAUGAGGUUCGUAAGAAUAGAAGUAAAUGGGCCAGUGAGGACAAUGUCAACCAGGAAGAAUUGUACGAGGCUGCGGAUAAGGUUUUGAGUGAGCUCAAGGCUAUGACAGAAUACUCGGCUCCUUUUCUUGUCAGAGUGAAUAAGCGCGAGGCUCCUGAUUAUUACAAUGUUAUCAAGCACCCUAUGGACCUCGGCACAAUGACUAAGAAGUUGAAGACGCACCAGUACAGAUCGAAGAGUGAAUUUGUUGCCGAUCUCGACUUGAUAUGGGAGAAUUGCUUGAACUACAAUGGCGCAGAUAAACAUCCUUUACGAAGAAACGCGGAAAGUAUGAGGAAAGAGGCAGCGAAACUUAUACCCUUGAUUCCAGAUCUUGUCAUUCGACCUCGAGCAGAAGUAGAAGCAGAGGAACGUCGCAAACAAAACGGAGGGGAUGAUGCUGAUGAAAGUGAUGACGAACCUAUUAUGUCUUCUAGAGGUCGGGGUGAAGGCGGUCGAGGUGUAAAGGGGCAUGGCAAGGCACGGAAGAAUACUUCCAGGCGUGAAGAAAGCACCCCGGGCAUCGAUCAAAAACCUGCCAUUCAACUCAAUGGUGUUCUUGGGAACCUCAACCAGGAUGGCUCGGAAGUGGACGGUAGUCAGAAUGGCUUUUCUACUCCGAUUCCGGGUGGUUCAGUAACCCCUGGCGGCAUGAAUGGUGUCGCUAGUCAGGGUGAUGGUAUGGAUAUUGAUGCCCCUUCAAUCAAUGGCAUGGGCAUGCAAGGAUUUGCGGCAGAAAAUAUCUAUGAAGAUGAAGAGUAUAAAAUCUGGAAGCAGGUCACCAAGAAAAAUCGUGCCAUGGUCGCUAAAGAUCGAAACCGAUUGUUCAAAGGUGAUAAGUUGAAUCCAGAUGAGCCUGCUCUUCUACGAAGCAAAGCCGGGAUGAGAAGGUGGCUGCGCCAACGGAAACUGGAUGAUCCCAAUGGCUCGAAUGUCGAAGGCGCCAUUGAAGAUAAAAAAGCGAAACAGGGCGCAGAGACUCUUGCCGAAGGUAUGGAGGGCGAAGAAGAACAGUUUUUGCCGGAUUAUUACGAUCCGCUAUCAGCCAUUCCAGAUAUCAACCCGAGAUUACAGUGGGUGGAAGAUGCGGAUGGUAAUCUGGUUGAACAGUCGGGAGAAUUUCUUCGAAUGGUACCUGCUGGACAUUUUACCGCACCGAAAAGUUUCUUGACUGGCAAAGUUGAGGCCAAUAUGAAGCAAAUGCAAGAAACGAGAAAGCUGUGUUCCAAGAUUGGUGUUAUAAAGCAAAUGCAGUUGCAGGCGCAGAUGUACAACAAUCAAUUCCCCAAGUAUGAGCCUGAGCCCUUCGUAGAAACAGAUAUCGAACCACAUGUCACUUCAGAUGAUGGUCCUAUCAUGUCUUCUUGGGUUUGUAGGGCUGCAAUGCAACGAUCUGUCGCCAAGCUUUGCUAUCAUGCUGGAUUUGAAGAAUUGCAACCGUCUGCGUUGGAUGUUAUAACUGAUAUUGCCGGAGACUUCUUUGGCAAAAUUGUCAAAACCUUUGGUGUUUAUCGAGAAGCGCAUAAAGUCCCUGCUGCACCUGGCACUGGAAGUAAAUGGCAAGAACGUUAUACCAACGAAGAAGUCGUCUUGCAUAGUUUGGGUGAAAAUGGUAUGGAUAUAGAAGCCUUGGAAAGCUACGUUAAAGAUGAUGUUGAGCGUCUCGGAACCAAACUUUCGGUCAUGCAUGAACGCAUGAAGGCUCAUCUUACAGAUCUGCUCAGACCCGCUCUGCAAGAUAAUAGUCAGGAUGGAUCCGGUGCAUUCAACGAAGGCAGUGAACAAUUUGUCGGUGGUGACUUUGCAGCAGAACUUGGCGAAGAUUACUUUGGUUUCAAGGCCCUUGGUUUGGAUAGUGAAUUCUCAAUGACAAGUCUUGGCGUACCACUCCAUCUCCUCCAUACGAGAGUUCGUAGCGCAUACCAAGGACCCACCGCUGCAGCGCCCCAAGCCGAAAUUUUCGCACAACUCGAACCUUUACCACCUAUCACAAAGGAAAGCAUCACUAGUCAAAUUGGACUGGUCAAGAACUUCUUCCUCGCUAAGUUACAUGCGAAUGAUGAUGAACCGCUACUAGAAGACGAGGAACUGACUGGGAAACAAAAACCCACUCGGCCACGUCUGGGUCCGACGGGUAAAAUUACAAGUCCGAGAAAGAGACCUCUUAAAGAACAGAGUGGUAAUGCGAAGAAGAAGAAGAAAUUGGAUAAUGGAUCAGCGGUCGAUUCACAAUUGUCGAUUAAGACGGGUGGGAGUGGAAGUCCACAGAAGGGUAAGAGUGAGAAGGGCAAGUCAGGAUUGCCAAAUGGAAAUGCGGGGAGCGUGGAGGAGAGCAUGGAUGGGAAUAGUCCGGUGGAAAAAGAUGAUGGGGCGACGAUUCCAAUGAGCCCGGAGAGUAUUGGGGAGAGGUAAUGGGGAUGUGUGAGGGGAGGGUGGGCUAUAUAAAAGUUUUUGGGUGG
Messenger RNA from Botrytis deweyae, 3619 nucleotides. RefSeq lists its product as uncharacterized. The coding region runs from base 186 to 3572 and encodes 1128 amino acids. NCBI's taxonomy places the organism in Eukaryota, Fungi, Ascomycota, Leotiomycetes, Helotiales, Sclerotiniaceae. Gene Ontology annotation, cellular component: SAGA complex; SLIK (SAGA-like) complex. The record is from RefSeq and is a predicted model, not a curated record. Gene Ontology annotation, molecular function: structural molecule activity; protein heterodimerization activity. Gene Ontology annotation, biological process: regulation of transcription by RNA polymerase II. The transcript is spliced from 3 exons.